Cryptococcus wingfieldii CBS 7118 is the source of this 2793-nucleotide messenger RNA. Its product is annotated as pumilio-family RNA binding protein. Gene Ontology annotation, biological process: post-transcriptional regulation of gene expression. Bases 1 to 2793 code for a protein of 930 amino acids. Lineage: Eukaryota; Fungi; Basidiomycota; Tremellomycetes; Tremellales; Cryptococcaceae. The transcript has 5 exons. The record is from RefSeq and is a predicted model, not a curated record. Gene Ontology annotation, cellular component: cytoplasm. Gene Ontology annotation, molecular function: mRNA binding.
AUGGCCACAGAGACCAUCCCAAAGGACGUCGAGGGCGGGAACGUUGCCGGAGACGUGAAAAACGGACAUGAGGCCUUGGAUCUCGCUCAGACGUCCGAAGUUUCCAACCAGGUCACCGUAGACCGUCUCGAGCAGAAGCGCGUCGAGCAUGAGCGCGCCCGCCAGGCUCAACGUGCCAAAUUCGAGCAGCAGAUGCGCGAGCUCGAGGCCAAUCAGCUGGCCGAGGAACGUCAGCUCUUGUCGACCAACACUCCCGGCCACUCUGCUGGUGAAAUCGCGUCGGCCCCGACUACGCCCCCUGGCGCCUUGGGGGCUGCCCCCCACGACAGCACCAAGGAGGCCCCUGCCCCUAUCGGUCCGCCUACUGGAAACACCCAGCGGGAGGGUCUGAACGGAGCAAAGAGUAUGCCGGGAAGCAGGAGGACAAGCACCUAUGGCAACACCUUUGGCAUGGAAAAGCUGAGCUUGAGUGGUAUGGCGGAUGGACCCAGGAGGGAGUGGCGGCAAGAGGACGACGAUGUGGAUGCCGAGGGUGCCCAGAGCUCUGUCAAGUACCUCGGUAUGAACGACGACGACCCCUUCCCCGGAAUCCCCAAGGAGCCCAAGCGUCUCUCUACUGCUUCUGCUGCUCUCGACCUCGCCCCCCUCUCCAACACCCCUCCCCGAGCGUUCGGCACUCGUCCCUUUGACACUUCUCUCAAGACCUCCGAAUGGCCCCAGUUUUCUGCUGCCCCCGGAUCUGCCGCUGCUGCCGCUGCUGCUGCCCGAGCUGGCGUCACCUCCCCUUUGCAAGCUACUGGCCUCAUGUCUGACGAGCUUCGUGAGCCUACUUUGCUCACUUCUCGAAAGACCUCUCCCACGGCCGCCCUUGCCGACAGCAUCGCCAGCUUGCCUCCUAUGCCCUCCAAGAGCGUGCCCGGCACGCCCUUUGGCUUUGGUUCCAACGCUGCGGGUGCCGGUGGGGCUAGGGCCGACCACGAUGGAUUGAGCCAGGCGCAGAGGGGCUACUCCAACCCCGACCUCGCGCGGGCGUUUGGCAAGGUUGGCUCUGGCUUUGCCAUGGGCGCUGAGAGGCCUCCUUAUAAUGACAUUUACAACUCGUUCUCCCCCGUUCCCGCCAGCCUUCCUCCCUCUGCCGCCGUCGCUGCCGCCGCCUUUACCCCUCAAGUCGCCUACGACCCUUACGGCUUUGACGAGGAUGGUUACGGUUCAGGCUCUCUUUACCCUGGUGGAUCCAUGGGCCUGAAGAACAAGCGUGCGGACCAGGACCGCGAAUUCAACCGUUUCGCCGGCGUGAGGAUUGAAGACCUCAAGGGCGAACUUUUGUCUUUGUGCAAGGACCAGCACGGUUGCCGAUACCUCCAAAAGAAGCUCGAAGAGGGUGACCCCCAGCACCGCGACAUGAUCUUCAACGAGACCUAUGGCCAUUUCCCGGAACUCAUGACUGAUCCUUUCGGCAACUACCUUUGUCAAAAGCUCCUCGAGUACUCUACCGAGGACCAGAGGUCGGCCAUCAUCGACUCGGUCGCCAACGACCUUGUCGGAAUUUCUUUGAACAUGCACGGAACUCGAGCGGUCCAAAAGAUGGUCGAUUUUUUGGCCCAGCCUAGACAGCCCAAGCAAAUCAGGACAUUGAUUCUCGCAUUGAGCAUGAACGUUGUCGCCUUGAUCAAGGAUUUGAACGGUAACCAUGUUAUCCAAAAAUGCUUGAACAAGCUCAUCCCGGAAGACAACCAAUUCAUCUACAAUGCCAUCGCUGCCAACCUCAUCGAGGUUGCCACCCACCGACAUGGUUGCUGUGUCCUCCAGCGAAGCAUUGACCAUGCUUCUCCUGCUCAGAGGAUGCAGUUGGUGACCGAGAUCAUCUUCAACUCUUUGUAUCUGGUGCAGGACCCCUUCGGAAACUAUGUGAUCCAGUACAUCUUGGACUUGAACGACGCGCGAUUCUCCGAGCCCCUGAUCAGGACCUUUAUCGGCAACGUCUGCUCCUUGUCUGUCCAGAAGUUCUCUUCCAACGUUGUCGAAAAGUGCAUCCGAGUUGCCGACCCUGAGAUCCGAAAGGUCCUCGUUGGUGAGGUCCUUAACCGCUCUCGUUUGGAAAAGCUCCUUCGGGACAGCUACGGAAACUAUGUUAUUCAGACCAUACUCGACUACUGUGAGAUUGGCCAGCGCAUGGUCCUCGUCGAGUGCAUUCGACCUAUCCUCCCUUCGAUCCGCAACACUCCCUACGGCAAGCGAAUCCAGUCCAAGCUCGCCCGUGAAGACGCUUCCUUCCAACCCUACAACGGCUACAACUCUCGAAGCGAGCGAGGUGACCGAGGCGACCGUGGAGGCGGUCGAGGCGGCAACUACAACUCUUCGCGAGGCCACAUCGGUCGUCCCCAAUUGCAGCACAUCAAUGCUCUUACCGACAUCUACGGCGGUGGUGGACCCUUCAUGCAGUACGGCCAUGCUCCUGCCAUGCACCCCGGUCACCCUGGUGCCCAUCCCCACCAGCAUCCCCAUGCGCCUCCACCCCACGGCGCUUGGCCCGGUGGACCCCGUGACCCUCACGGCGCGCCCCUUGGUCCCACUCAUACCGGCGUGAGCUACCACGCUCCCGGACCUGAUGGCCAGCCGUGGUUGCACCUCCGAGGCGGACCCGCCGGUGGGCCCGCGCCCAACUGGCACCUCGCUCAGCAGGAAGGGAUGCCCGCGCAAAUGACGGGUGCUUCCGGACAAGAGGAGGAAGGCCGGUGGCAAGACCCUUCCGCUGGAGGCUACUACAACGGGCCUUCCAUGCCUUUGAUGUAA